GAGAUUCAUUUCAUUUUAAACUGUGUGGCGAAGCGGUUCGACAGCGCAAAAAGCUCCUGCGGACUCCGGCAAUCGGCACAAGUGGCUGCUGCAGAGUGUCCUUUCGCGCCUGGGAAAGGAUACUUUCGUCGGUUGAGAUUCGAAAAUAGGGGGUGGCUAACGUGAUAGAGCGCUCAGUUGUGUGCUGCGUUUGGAGGAGGAAACAAGUGGUUGCUGCCGUUUAGUGGAUGCGUGCUGGGAAUCCGAUCCCAAGAAGAGGAACAUAUAUUGGUGAUUUUUAUACGCCAGCAAGUGAGAAGCGGCGGGAAGUUAGUUUGGUAUCAUCACAAGAUAAUCCAAGAGCUGAACAGCGAUGACGGAAGAGCUCCAAACACAGCAGCAAACCCAGCAAGCCCAACCCCAGCAGCAGCAACAACAGCAGCAGCAGCAGCAACCGAAUCAACCGCAGCAAAAAGCACGCCCCGGUCCCAAUGACUAUCGCAACUCGGAAUUCGUCACGAAGCUCAUGGCAGCCAAUCCACCCUACCUGUAUUCCCCCGCUAUCGGGCCUCAUAAUUUCUUCUUCAGUGAAAUGCUGCGAUCAUUGGUCGCAAACAAGCGUAACGAAAGUCUUCGCAACGCAGAACAAUUGCACCACCAACAACAGCAGCAGCACCAGCAACAACAACAACAACAGCAACAAGCUCAAGCUCUAUCGUUACCUACUCGCAGACCGAGAAAAAGAUCCUGGUCACAGCACAGACUCUAUCCCGAAUCUCUGCGGGACAGCAAAGAAGUGGAGGAAAAAAUUCCCGGCCAACCAGAGAAACCCCUAGAGCUGACUAAUAAACUAUCCGCCUUCACGCGGAACAUAACCUCAAAAUAUCAAGAUGACAGUAACGACAACUAUAAAUCACCACAAGAUGUGAAACCGUCUGGUGACAAACCUUCACUAAACAAUAGUCUAAUUCCGGAUCCACCAACCGCUUCAAUGCCCCCUUCAGACCUUAUUCUACCCCCACCUCCACCGGUUUGGUAUCCACCGCUCUAUCCUCCGUACGGAAUCGAUCCACUCCACUUUUUCAUAGAUCUUCGUGUUUCCGGGCACAUUUACGAUCGCAAGAAAGAACUGGCAUCCCCAGACUCGGAAAACUCCGCUGCUGCAGUAAAAAAUGAGCACUCGAAGUUGAUUGGAACCAACGACCGACAAGGAUCGGCCUUCAGUGUCCCAAAGCCGCGCGAUGGUUUGAAGCCCAAUUCGGCCAUCAACCUAAGCUCACCCCCAUUACCAUCUGGCGAAGGGGACGACAAUCCACUUAAGGACGCAUCCGCCCUGUUUAUGAACGAAUUCAAAGAGAAUAAGUACGAUAUUAUCAAAAACACAAAUUAUGUUAUGCAAAAUCUGCCCCGAAUCUACGGGGAUCUGAAUCACACCCAGAAGGAACCUGGGGACGAUGAAGGAAAUGGGAACGUCAGCGAUGAUCAGCUGGAUUGUAAGUCGGUAGGAUCGAACGACGAUUACAAUGCGCUUGCAGAUGAUGGGAAGCUGCGGGAUUCCGACCUGAAUGUUAUCUCCGAUGAGGAGGAAUCCAUAGCCGUGGAUGAAAACUGAAUUCACUAGCUUAACUUCGCUAGAUAUAACUCAUAUAAAAUUUGAAGAUCUAAUUAUUGUUGUUUGGAAUGUGAUCGUCGAGAAGUAGAUAAAUGAAAAGGACGUAAUGUUAUGGAUAAAAUAAGGGGGCAAGAAUUUUCGAUUUUCGGGCCCGAGAUAACUGUAGGUAUGUGUUUUGAAUUGCCAAAAAGGGAAACUGCAGAACACAAAAGAUAAGGUUGUAACAUGAACAUUGUAAUUCACCGCUAAAAAUAAAUAAUGUUGUGAAAUAUCAA
Messenger RNA from Wyeomyia smithii (pitcher-plant mosquito), 1866 nucleotides. RefSeq names its product probable serine/threonine-protein kinase tsuA. The transcript is spliced from 2 exons. The record is from RefSeq and is a predicted model, not a curated record. Lineage: Eukaryota; Metazoa; Arthropoda; Insecta; Diptera; Culicidae. The coding region runs from base 353 to 1591 and encodes 412 amino acids.